Messenger RNA from Pelobates fuscus (common spadefoot toad), 2808 nucleotides. It is a transcript of the gene ZNF319, whose product is annotated as zinc finger protein 319. The coding region runs from base 264 to 1952 and encodes 562 amino acids. Gene Ontology annotation, biological process: regulation of gene expression. The transcript has 2 exons. The record is from RefSeq and is a predicted model, not a curated record. NCBI's taxonomy places the organism in Eukaryota, Metazoa, Chordata, Amphibia, Anura, Pelobatidae. Gene Ontology annotation, cellular component: nucleus.
CUCCGCCUUCCGCCGUCAGUCCGCUCCCAGAGCCGGAGCUCCAUCCAGCCAGCAGGCCCCGCGGCUCUCACAGGUAACUAUGUCGGAUCUCCACAGCGUGAAUCCCAAGUGUGAAGAUGCAUAGACUCGUAUAACACGGUUUUACUCUCCAUGAAGAUUUCGCCAUCAAGGCUCAGUUUCUUUGUUUUCUCUGACCCUUGCACACCCUGGAAUCCUGAAGCCCUACAAUUUCAGAGCUGGUUUCUUCCUCCCCCCCCCCCAGCAUGUCAGAGGGCUGGCCACAAGCACAGGUGCCCCCUCCCUCACUGCAGCCCCCACAGCAGCAACCAGCUCAGCACCCAGGGACCAUUACGCUGGGAGAACAUCCUAUCACCACUACGGGAGCUACAGAAAAUUCCCUGGGAUGUGCCGUGUACGGAAUCCUCCUGCAGCCAGACCUUGGGGUGCAGAACCCUCCCUUGCCGCCAAGUGAGCCCAUACACAAGUGUGGACUAUGUGGGCAGGAUCUCUCCCACCUGUCCAAUCCGCAGGAUCAUCAGUGUAUGCCCCCUGCAAACCAGGACCGCUCUUUCCAGUGCACACAGUGUCUAAAGAUUUUCCAUCAAGCCACAGACCUCCUUGAACACCAGUGCACACAAGUGGAGCAGAAGCCCUUUGUGUGUGGUGUCUGCAAAAUGGGAUUCUCGCUUCUCACCUCCCUUGCUCAACAUCAUAAUGUCCAUAGCGGCAGCUCCCUCAAAUGCUCAAUCUGUGAAAAGACCUAUAAAGCGUCUGAUGUGGAGCGUGCCCCGGUGCCUGCUGCUCCUCCUCUUACACAAGAGACUCAUGAGAAGCCUUUCAGCUGCACUCUCUGCCAGAAACCAUUCAAGCACCUCUCGGAGCUGUCUCGGCACGAGCGCAUACACACUGGAGAGAAACCCUAUAAGUGCACUCUGUGCGAUAAGAGCUUCAGCCAGUCUUCUCACCUUGUCCACCACAAACGCACACACAGCUCUGAGCGGCCUUAUAAGUGCACUGUCUGCGAGAAAAGCUUUAAGCAUCGUUCACACCUACUGCGCCACAUGUACGCUCAUGCUGGUGAGCAAUUGUUUCAAUGCCAGACGUGUCAGCUGCGAUUUAAGGAGUCCUCACAGCUCAUGCAGCACCCCUGCACGCCGGCAGGAGAGAGACCAUUCCGGUGCACUGCGUGCCAGAAGACAUUCCGUAGGCCCUCAGACCUGAGACAGCAUGAGCGAACACACAGUGAAGAGCGGCCCUUCCACUGUGACCUGUGUCAGAUGAGUUUCAAGCAGCAGUAUGCGCUCAUGAGACAUCGGCGCACACACAGAGCAGAGGAGACAGCCAAAUGUACCCUGUGUGAGAAGGGCAUAGUGCAGCCGGCACAGAUCCUCUUCCACCAGCACAGUGCUGAGAGCAUUUUCAAAUGUAACGCCUGCCAACAUGGCUUCAGCCAGUCCCAGGAGCUACUAAGGCACAAGUGUGGACAAAGUAGCUCCGAGCGGCCCUUCCAGUGCAAUAUUUGUCACAAGGCCUACAAGCGCUCCUCGGCCCUGCAGAAACACCAGGCCACACACUGCACAGAGAAGCCGCUGAGAUGCACUGCUUGUGAGCACCGUUUCUUCUCGUCCUCUGAGUUCGUGCAGCACCGCUGUGAUCCAGCCAGGGAGAAACCACUUAAGUGCUCGGACUGUGAGAAACGUUUUAAGUAUGCUUCAGACCUGCAGCGGCACCGCCGGGUACAUACUGGUGAGAAGCCAUACAAGUGUUUGUCAUGUGACAAGAGCUUCAAGCAACGUGAACAUCUCAACAAGCAUCAGAGUGUGCACAACCGCGAACAGCAGUACAAGUGUCUAUGGUGCGGGGAGAGAUUCCAUGAACUGAACCUACUGCAGGAGCACAGUGCACAACACACGGCAGAUGGCAGCUAUCAGGUGGCAGCUUGUAUGUCGUAACGUGGUGUGGCAUGAACUUACCAAGGUUACUCGCAGACACUGAUCCCGGACUCUCAACAGAUGUGAUAAUCUCUCUUGUAUAGUUUUAUAUUUCAGAAAGACUAAUGGAUCAGGUAAAUCCCACAUCCACACAUAGCAUAUUUGUUUCUGUUGGUUUCUGGUGGGCUUCUGGGCAAUGCUUUCAAAGGAUACACUCCCAGCACUCCCAACCUAGUGACCUGGUGUAGAAAAGAUUCAUGGUAUGCUAUCCUCACUAUUAACCGCUGUGUGAAGCUUACGUGAAUCCGUAACGCGUAGCGGACACAGGAAGAGACUUGUGUUCUUUGGUAUCUGGAAGUGGACACAAAGUGUGGGAGUCCCUGGAUCCUCUUCUACAUUCAGGGGAUAUAAGUCUCUAUGAACAGAGAACUACUCCAAUCCAUGUGAAAUGUAAAAUCUCUGCAGAUUACAGCUAUGUUUGUCCCUUUAAGGGGCAAUCUGUUCUGUAGUUGCCCCUGGAUUAUGCUGGGUAUUUGUGUCCACAUAGGCUGCUCUUGGGACCGUUCUAUCAUUUCCAUUAUAUCACUUCCCACAGAUCUAUUACUGUGUAAUAAACAGGGCAUACAAACCACAUGGCUUUGCACAUCUGUACAGAAACGUCUCGUCAGCAAGCUUGUUUAUUACAAAGUAAUGUUCACUGUCCACCACCCCAAUCUGCACCUUGGCUCAGCUGUCACCGCAUUCCAUGGGGAAGUACUGCUGUGUGGGCGGUGGGGGAACAGAUGGUAUAAUUUUAUGAUCUGCAUUAAAGGGGCACUGUGAGUACCAUAACCACUACAUGUCAUUUCUGCUCAAAGGUCCAUGGUUAAUAUGUUAU